Messenger RNA from Galendromus occidentalis (western predatory mite), 1669 nucleotides. Its product is annotated as histone acetyltransferase KAT8. Gene Ontology annotation, biological process: regulation of DNA-templated transcription. The transcript is spliced from 7 exons. The record is from RefSeq and is a predicted model, not a curated record. Gene Ontology annotation, molecular function: histone H4K16 acetyltransferase activity. Gene Ontology annotation, cellular component: NSL complex; NuA4 histone acetyltransferase complex; MSL complex. NCBI's taxonomy places the organism in Eukaryota, Metazoa, Arthropoda, Arachnida, Mesostigmata, Phytoseiidae. Bases 85 to 1365 code for a protein of 426 amino acids.
ACGACCACAAAAUAAUGAAGAAGAGUGCCGCUGCGUGAGGAAACUCGUUCGGGUCCGGAGAACGCUCCCGUCAAUCACCAGAGAAUGCCGAACGAGAAGAAAGAGCCUGUUAUUGCGCCUGUCGCCGAUUCCGGAACGACAGAUCAGGAUGCACCAUUCAAAGUUGGCGAGCAGUACAUGGUGCGAAGAGCGGAUAAUACCUGGCAAUCUGCGGAAAUAAUCCAAGUUCGGAAGGCGUCGUCUAGUGAAUACGAGUAUUAUGUACAUUACAAAGGCUUCAAUCGCCGCCUCGAUGAAUGGAUCGAGAGGGACCGGAUAUCACUCUCGUCGGAAGCUAUCGCCGAAGCUGACAUCGUGCCUAAUCCGGUCGACCAGAUCGAACAAUCAGACAGGAAAAUCACCCGCAAUCAAAAAAGGCGUCACGAUGAGAUCAAUCAUGUCCAAAAAACCUACGCAGAAAUGGACCCGACGACAGCGGCCCUAGAAAAAGAACACGAAGCGCUCACAAAGGUCAAAUACAUUGACAAAAUCCAAUUUGGGAAAUACGAAAUCGACGCCUGGUAUUUCUCCCCGUACCCGGACGAGUACGGCAAACAAACGAAACUCUGGAUUUGUGAAUACUGCCUGAAAUACAUGCGCUUCGAGAAGACCUACCGAAAUCACGUCUUGGAAUGCUUUUGGAAAACCCCACCGGGCCGCGAGAUCUAUCGCAAAGGAACGAUAUCGCUCUUCGAAGUCGACGGCAAAGAUUCGAAAGUUUAUGCCCAAUGCUUGUGUUUGUUGGCGAAACUUUUUCUGGAUCACAAAACGCUGUACUUCGACGUUGAGCCGUUCAUGUUUUAUGUUUUGUGCGACGUUGACAAAGAGGGAGCGCACAUCGUUGGGUAUUUUUCCAAGGAGAAGGAAAGCCCUGACGGCAACAACGUGGCCUGCAUCCUAACUCUACCCCCGUAUCAGCGGAAAGGUUACGGGAAGUUCCUGAUUGCGUUCUCUUAUGAAUUAUCCAAGCUCGAAAGCGUGGUGGGUUCCCCCGAGAAACCUCUGUCAGAUUUGGGCAAAUUGAGCUACCGUUCGUAUUGGUCUUGGGUACUCCUCGAGCUUAUGAAGGACUCGACCACACGACUUUCUAUCAAAGAUCUUUCACAGCUGAGUUCGAUCGCCCAUGGCGAUAUCGUAUCUACGCUGCAAAAUCUGAACAUGGUCAAAUACUGGAAAGGACAGCAUGUGAUUUGCGUCACUUCGAAAGUUGUUGAAGAGCAUCUGAAGAGCGCUGAAUAUAAGAAACCGAGAUUGACCGUCGACGGAUCGUUUCUCAAAUGGAGUCCACCUAUCAGGAAACAUUCACUGAAGAAUCGAAAGCUUUGAGUGCACAAAGAACAUCCCCUAUCCCCCUGCUUUUCAUCCCCAUCCUCUCUCCCUCAUUUCCUGACCCACGGUAUCCCGUCCCCCGAAUUUCAAUGCUGAAAAAGCCUCGGCAGACGAGAUGUCUGCCUUCUCUGUACAUUAUCUGGCAUUAUCUUCGGGACCCGGUGAAAUUUUACGUACAAGCGGUCGGAAUCGUUAUCUUGGGAAAACCUCGACGGUGUCUCGUAUACAUCGUACAAGAUCUGAAACUGAAGUACGUGUCCGGGCCACGGAUCUCAGCGCGGGAAAUGGUUUUUGAUGAGGU